AUGGAUAAAUUUGUUGUACAGAAAUUGUCCCAAGUUCCUCAUCCAAAGACAAAGUCACACCUUUCUGUGAAUAUAGAUGCAAAACAACGAGCAAGUAAAUAUCCGUCAGGAACUUUUCACGUGGAUGAUGGUCUGUUGUUCUAUUCAAAGUGCAAUGUCGUAGUUGAUCAUGUAAGGAAAUCCACCGUCGAUGACCACCUAAAAUCAAAGAGUCAUGCCAAAGCAAUCUCUUUUGGAAAGCAGCAGUCUGUCAAAACAGCACUGAAAUUCUCUAACAAUGCAAAGGCAGAGAAAAUCAAGGUUUGUCAAGAAUGGAUAUAUGCAUGCACUGCGGCGAAUAUUCCGCUAUUAAAAUCUGAUAACGCAUAUCUAAGAGAGUUCUUGACCACAAGGGUAAAAAAUGGUGGUGCUAUUCCUGGAUCCUCUCAACUGCGAGAUGAGUAUCUUCUUGAUGAAUAUGUUGUAGAGAAAGAGGAAUUGAAGCAAAAAUUUAACGCUAAAAAAGUCGCUAUAUUGACUGAUGAGCUGAGCGAUGAUGAGGGACGCUAUGUAAUGGAUGUCUUGGCUGUUAUUCUUGAUUUUGAUGAACUAUCUCCUCAUGGCAAUACUUGCGCUUAUUUACUAGAUACACAUUUUUUGACCAGCACCAACAAUGUGACAGUGUCCCAGACAGUGCUCAAAGUCGUAAAUGAGUUGAUUGAUUGA
Messenger RNA from Xenia sp. Carnegie-2017, 705 nucleotides. Its product is annotated as CGG triplet repeat-binding protein 1-like. The transcript has a single exon. The coding region runs from base 1 to 705 and encodes 234 amino acids. NCBI's taxonomy places the organism in Eukaryota, Metazoa, Cnidaria, Anthozoa, Malacalcyonacea, Xeniidae. Gene Ontology annotation, biological process: regulation of transcription by RNA polymerase II. Gene Ontology annotation, molecular function: double-stranded DNA binding. The record is from RefSeq and is a predicted model, not a curated record. Gene Ontology annotation, cellular component: nucleus.